Penicillium angulare is the source of this 1236-nucleotide messenger RNA. RefSeq names its product putative alpha-1,6-mannosyltransferase subunit. Gene Ontology annotation, cellular component: Golgi membrane. The transcript is spliced from 2 exons. The record is from RefSeq and is a predicted model, not a curated record. Lineage: Eukaryota; Fungi; Ascomycota; Eurotiomycetes; Eurotiales; Aspergillaceae. Gene Ontology annotation, biological process: protein N-linked glycosylation. Gene Ontology annotation, molecular function: glycosyltransferase activity. Bases 1 to 1236 code for a protein of 411 amino acids.
AUGUCCCUCUCGCGAUCACCCUCUCCCCACCCGGGCGGAGGGUGGUCCAGCCCGGGCCUAGCACCCGGCAGUGGAACCUCCACCCCGCGCGGAUACUCUCCUAACACACUUUCCCCGGGCGGGAUUUCCUGGGCCACAGCGAAAGCGAAAAGUGAUGAAGUGCGCAAAUACCCGUCCUUCUCGACGCGCAAUGGCGGUUUCUUCUCUAGACAGAAAAACAAGCUCUCGGCCCGGUUGCCUAGCUUUCGGAAUCAGGAUGGUGACACUGGUUAUGUUGACAAGGAUUCCUAUCCUUUCGUACACUUAUACCGACGAUCACCACUGGGUGGAGGCAAAAAAGUGGUAAUUAUUCUCGGAUCUAAUACCGAGGGCGGUGUUAUGGAGUGGAAGGGCGCGCGCGAGUGGGCUAUCGAGCGCAACAGUAUUUGGAAUAAGAAACGAUAUGCGCAGGAAUGGGGAUACGAGCUCGAAGUCGCCAACAUGCUCGCCAAGAAACGGUACUCGCACGAGUGGCGCGAAAGCUGGGAAAAGGUCGAUGUCAUCCGUGCAGCUAUGCGGAAGUACCCAAAAGCCGAAUGGUUCUGGUGGCUUGACCUCAACACCUGGAUAAUGGAAUACAGCACCUCAUUACAGCAUCACCUACUUAAUGAUCUGGAGUCCCACGUAUACCGCGAUAUCAACUAUUACAACCCGCGCAACCUCACCCACCCAUUGCCUGAGUUUUACCUUGAUGAGCUAGGCCGUUCUCUGGAGGGGGAUGGAAAUCCAGCUUCGCUCAAUCUGCUUCUUACGCAGGACUGUGGAGGGUUCAAUCUAGGUUCUUUCUUGAUUCGACGGUCUCUUUGGACUGAUCGGCUUCUGGAUACUUGGUGGGAUCCUGUGAUGUAUGAGCAGAUGCACAUGAACUGGGAACACAAGGAGCAGAAUGCGCUGGAAUAUUUGUAUCAGAGUCAGCCGUGGAUCCGGGGUAAUAUGGGCUUUUUACCUCAACGUGCUAUUAAUGCCUUUCCGCCUGGUGCUUGUGGAGAUGAGGUCAAUCCAAAAAUUCACUAUCAGCAGAAGGAUCGCGAUUUGGUGGUUAAUAUGGCUGGAUGCAUGUUUGGUCGUGAUUGUUGGGCUGAGAUGUACAAUUAUCGCGAACUGAGCAAUCGGUUGAAUCGACGAUGGUGGGGAUCUAUCACAGGUGCUUUUGGGGAGAUUUACGAGCGGGUUUUCCCUAGUAAUGAUGAUGACUAG